AUGACCCACUGUAGUGACAAAGAAAACGAUGAGCAGAGUGAUGACACAGCAGAGAAACCAAACAAGAACCAGAAGAACAGAAGUGGAGGAAAACAUGUGUCAUUCCCCCCUGAUGAACAGAUAGUGUCCGGCUUUGCUGAGCACAGGAACACUGACAGAAAGGCUGACAGCUGCCUCACUUUGACGGAGUUAAUGGUGGCCUACCAGCAGAGCUGCAGCAGACACCAGGUCCAACCCAAAGCACACAUCCUUCAACAGCUCCAGCAGGGUGUGUGUGUAGGUGGCAGUGUGAAAUGUCUGGAUCUCAAAGGUGAGCGAUUAGACCACCGCUCCUGUGAAGCUCUGGAAGUCGUCCUGAAAUCGCUGCACUUUGAUUUCAUCAAUCUGCAGGCAGCCCAACUGGAAGAAAAUGGAGCAUCGUCUUUGCUGGAUAUGAUUUUGUACUAUGAAUCUACAACCCAUCUUGACAUUUCUGACAACAGCGGUAUGGGAACAUCCGGUUGGAGGGCCCUCGCUCAUUUGAUAAAGCAGAGUGUGUGUCUGUCCAGACUGGAUGUGUGUAACGUUCCCAUAGCAGACUACCCGGCCUUGUCUCUGUCUAAAGCUCUGCUGACCAGUCGGCUCACAGUGCUGCACCUUCACAACGCCCAGCUCAGCGGCAUGCCACUUUUCACACUGGUUGGUGCACUGAAGACAAACAAGGCUUUACAAGAGCUCCACCUUACCAACAACCUGCUGAACAGCUACCAGGAUGCCCUGCAGCUAGGAGACCUGCUACGCUACAACACCACUUUACAGAUCCUGGAGCUCAGUGACAAUGUUGUAGCAGAUGCUGGUUUGGAAGAGCUGUGUGAGGGUUUGAGGUGGCAAAUAGAAGGUCUGAAGGUCUUACUGCUGAGGAACAACCAAAUCACUGCAAAAGGCAUGGUCCAUCUGGCCAAGACUCUGCCAGUACUGAAGGUCCUUCAGGUCCUGGAUUUGGGUGAGAACCUAUUGGGGAACGAGGGGAUCCAGAUCAUCAGGGUGCCACUGAUGGUGAACUGCUCAGUGUUGGAGCUUGGCCUGGCCCAAGCCAACAUCACCUGUGAAGGUGCUGUGGCACUGGCUGAGUUCCUCGCUGAGAACCAUCAGAUUCAGCGACUGGACCUCCGUCAGAACCAGGUGAAGACUGGGGGCCUGAUGGCCUUGUGUCUGGCUCUGAGGAUCAACUGCUCUCUUACCAGUCUGGAUUUGGAUCACGUGCCCGCACAGGAGCAGGAUGAGUUUCUGAUGGAGACUCAGGCAAGGCUUCAGUCAGAGAUCACCCAGCGUUGCCUCGCCAAUGCCAGGCUCUCUGGCCUCGCCGCGGAAACCUCCGAGAUGUUACCUGCCGAGGCCGACGGACCAGCUGACAGCACGGCUGCACCCUGA
This is a messenger RNA of Toxotes jaculatrix (banded archerfish), 1410 nucleotides long. RefSeq names its product protein phosphatase 1 regulatory subunit 37. The record is from RefSeq and is a predicted model, not a curated record. NCBI's taxonomy places the organism in Eukaryota, Metazoa, Chordata, Actinopteri, Toxotidae. The transcript is spliced from 11 exons. Gene Ontology annotation, molecular function: protein binding. The coding region runs from base 1 to 1410 and encodes 469 amino acids.